UGCAAAUUUGAUCAUGACCAUCUUUAAUUCUACAAGGCUCAUACUGCGGAGGGCUACUGCAUCUUCACCAUUCAAACCGAUUCAUCAAAAUGCAAGACUUUUUAAUUCGCACUCAUCUCAGCACAUACAUGCAAAAGGGCAGAUAAGUGAUACUUCAAGAUCGAGACACAGUGUAUGGGUCGGAACCCUAGCCAUAUCUCUGGGAGCUCUAUACUUCUCUCAAGAUAGCAAAAAGCUUCAUCUUGAGGCACAAGAAAUUCCCUCCAUUCCAUCGACACAGGAAAGCACAGGCGAUUUCCGACUAGAUCCGGCUACUGGACAGCCACUGCCGGUUUCCAUCUCGGUUCCACAAGAUGUAUUCUCUAAUGGAAGUGAAGAGCUGCGACUAAUUGGACUAGGAGUGCGUACAGUGACAUUCCUAAGUGUAAGAGUAUAUGUAGCGGGUCUUUAUGUCGAUGCAAAGGCUAUCGAAGCUUUGAAAAGCUCACCAGAUUGGAGAGGAUUUGAAGCUUCUUGGAUGUCAAACAAAGACAAAGAUCACAGCGGAGAAGCUCUGGUUUCUGCCUUGUUGGAUCAAGGAAUCACUUGCGCUAUAAGAAGUGUCCCGGUUCGGCCUACGGACUAUAAUCAUUUGAAAGGUGGACUGAGUCGAGCAAUUCAAGGUCGCGCCAAAUCAGCUCGUAAGGCGAACCUCUUAAGUCCCGAAGCAGAUCAAGCACUUUCCAAUUCGAUACAAGAGCUUAUUGAUGCAUUUCCAAAAGCUACAUUAGCCAAAGGACGGACAUUGGAUAUGGUCAUCUCGCCUGCAUCUUCCGGCAAGCAAGGUUUCUUGGAUCUCACUUUGAUCGAAGAGGGAAAGAUUUUCGGCAGAGUGAAAGCUCCAUCGUACGCUGAGAAGCAAUUCACUGUUCCUCGUCAAAUGCUUCUCGCUUACCUUGCCGACAAGGAUGAAAUAUCCAAACCUUUUAAGCAAUCUGUGGCAGAAGGUAUUGAAAAGAUUACAAAAGGUGUUGAAUAAAAUACAUUGCGAAGAA
Molecule: messenger RNA, 1034 nt
Organism: Meira miltonrushii
Lineage: Eukaryota; Fungi; Basidiomycota; Exobasidiomycetes; Exobasidiales; Brachybasidiaceae
Exons: 1
Coding region: 14-1018 (334 amino acids)
Molecular function (GO): intramolecular lyase activity
Source: RefSeq, a predicted model, not a curated record